AUGGCAAUUCAAUUUCUCGGAGUGUUAGUGAGAGCAGCUGUUGCAGUGGGUUCUAUCGCAGUCGGUGCCUUCAGAGAUGCCUACAAACAAGCAGCUGCUAGAGGUGCUGCUGCAGGCGCUGCUGGUGCCAAUACUGGAGCUUUUGGACAAAAAUUAGACGUUACCAAAUCACAACCAAUGACCAUGAUGGAAGCACAAAAGAUUUUAGGAUUACCAAAGGUUGCUGAAGGUGAAACUGUGGAUUAUAAUCUCGUUCAAGAAAAAUUCGAUAAAAUGUUCAAGAAUAAUAACCCAAAGACCGGAGGAAGUUUUUAUAUUCAAUCUAAAAUAAUAAGAGCUAAACAAUUUAUUGAAUAUGAACUGAUAAAGGAAAACAAAUUAACUGAAGAACAAAGACUCACAUUUGAAGAAAGGACAAAGAAUAUUGUGGAUCAACACUCUUCCGAAAAUUAAGCUCUCCUCUUUUUCACUUUUCCAAUUUCCCUCUCUAAUUUUCCCACCAAUUCUCCUUUUAAUAAAAACUCAAAAAAUUCAA
Molecule: messenger RNA, 535 nt
Organism: Naegleria gruberi
Lineage: Eukaryota; Heterolobosea; Eutetramitea; Acrasida; Naegleriidae
Product: mitochondrial import inner membrane translocase subunit tim-16
Exons: 1
Coding region: 1-453 (150 amino acids)
Biological process (GO): protein import into mitochondrial matrix
Cellular component (GO): TIM23 mitochondrial import inner membrane translocase complex
Source: RefSeq, a predicted model, not a curated record